Molecule: messenger RNA, 3555 nt
Organism: Cylindrotheca closterium
Lineage: Eukaryota; Bacillariophyta; Bacillariophyceae; Bacillariales; Bacillariaceae
Source: the annotation of a GenBank genome assembly
AUGCGAGUUCUUGCAAUGCGAAUUUCAUUGCAGAACCCUUUCUCGUUUUUUGGCAUUGACGAAUUUGAAAAAAAUCAGAACAACAAUCAAUUCUUUGAUGGGGACAAGUCGGACCCUCGACUUCAUCUGGAAAAUCCUUUGGUUGGCUUUUGGUUGAUUUGUUCUGAAUUUUUUGAUUAUCCAUGGGCGACAACCUUUGACAACAACUAUUAUAACAAGCCGUGGUCGAUAAUCAUCUGUGGCAUCAAACAAAAACGUUCGGCACCUUCUCAGUCCUUUUUCCGACCAGAAAAUUCAACCCAUCACACUCAACAAGCAAUUCAGAAGAUCAGUGAUCCAAUGAAUGACAAUUUGGACAAUGUGGUAGGCCAAUCCCAUCCGAACAAAGCGACUUUAGCAGAUCAACGGAAGCGCCAUCGUAAUCUGACCGACAAUAGAUAUGAUGCACUGGUGGAUGAUGAUGAAUCGAUUGGGACAAAUGCUGACGAUGCUGAGGCUGCGGACGACGACGCCACUACCAUUGACGGCGAUGCCUACCAACAACCAGAUCAGGACGAUGAUGACGAUGAAAUACUAGUGACAGCGGUCCGUAACAACCCAAGACGCCCACCACUUUCUUCAGAUGAUGAUGACGAUGAAGAGGAUGAGGAUGAUGAUGAUGUGGCGAGCAACGCUGGGGAGGUUCAGUCAGAGUAUGUAGAAGCACUGGGGAGGUCAGAAGAUGACAACAUGGCGGUUGACGGCUUGACAAGCCCUACUCAGGUCUCUCAGGAUAGCUCUUCAUUGCUAAACACACCUCCACCUACACGUCGCCUACCUCCACCGCCCACUCUUGCUGAGAAACUUAACAAAUUAAUUCAAGUUAACUUGGAUGGGAUGACAUGCAGAUGUCAUAUUUUCGAGACCACAUUUGCGACAAAUUACUUGGGAUCCGACUCCGGCACGGUUGCUGAGGCAAUUUUAUCUGCGGUGCUGACGUCAAUGGAGGAAGCUUUGAACAACUCCUUUCACGAGUUGAAGAUCCUUCCUAUCUCCGACGACACUUAUAAACAACAGAACCGGUGGAUCCGGAACUCGGUGGAGUUACGCAACAAAAUUUCGUCCUACGGGGCCCUGAGUCUCUACUGCGAUAUGGAAUAUGGGAAUUCUCCUUAUGCGGCAACCAACAGCAAGCCUGGCGAGAAGAAACUACGGACCCGAAUGCGGGUGGGCUUUGCAAGGUACACGUCGGCAGAGGCGGUCCAAGACUAUCUUCACACUGGUCUACGUUCCCAGGGUUGUGGUGCAGGAUGUUACCCUUCGCCGCUUCAAUAUGGUGACAUUGUUAAAGUGGGACGUGCUAAAUUCAAUGAACGUUCCCCCGGUGUAACAAGUCCCCAUGGGUACGCCCGCAAGAUUCAUGCCAAAAGAGUCGAUCGAGAAUUAAGAAGCCUUCUUCAUCCAUCCACAGCAAAGCCAGACUUCCCCUUUGCGGCUCCGGCUACAUUUAUUAGCGAUUGGAAGUCUGCUCAACAGGGCUUGAUCAGUGUGAAGGCCUACGGUCCGGUCAAGGAUGCUACCCUCACCCUUAUUAGCAAACUACGUGACUACUACAUCCUGACAGAGGUCCUGUAUUCGGUCAUGGACCUUCCUGGGAUGUUCAAGUUCGCUACUACCACUAUGUUUGGCACAUGCACCUUGUUCAAGCUUCUCUUGUCGAUCAAGGCAACCCCAACUCAAGCUGACAAAGCUUCGCAUGCUCACCAAUCAACAACUGAGACUGUUGACUUGGACAAUGACUCUUCUGACGACGAUUCCAAUGGAGCCUCUGACUCUAAUGACGGCCAAUUCACGGAAGUUCAGUCUAAGAAGGCGGCGACAAAGGUGAAAAAGAAGGUGAAGAAGAAGAAGAAGAAGCAGCGGAUCGCUGACAAUGAGAAGCCGUUCCUUAAUGAUCUCUCCCCAGCCCGACAAAAAAUGGCUGAGGCUGCUGACCGUAAGCUGAAGAAUGAUCAGGAGCGUCACAAGUCCGGUCCGUUGUUCUUGAUGGUUCUACCAGGCGAGAUGGAGGGCACCUACAUCCUGGUGUGUCGCAAGAAGUUUGGACAAUUGGCUCGUAACAUCUUGAAGGGCUUGGUCCCUUUUCUUACUCAUCCCCUGUAUGAGCCAACUCUGGCCCUUUGUAAAUGGGUUCCGCAAUCAGAGAUCAGUAUGGCUCGGCGUAAGAACCUCAAAUGGUGCACAAAAACCCUUCAUGCAGUGGAGGCUACCGCAUCGCCAGACGCGGUGGAAGAAGCACUAGAGUUUCUGGAUGAUGUUAUGGAAGAUGCAACGGAUGUCUACAACGGCCAACUCUCGAUUGAUUUGGACAUGGCUAACAACAAAGACAUUGAUGAUGGGAAGACAGUGACGGGAAUGAUGGAUGAGAUGCAGGAACGAGAGCAACAACUGGAAGAUGCCUUCAAUGAGAUUGAGAUUCAGGACAAUGCACUUGAGGCUCAGGAGCGCGUCUUGGCACAACAACGUGCGGACAAUGCGGCACUGCAGGCACAGCUUGCUGCUCUUCAGAGCCAGGUCAGCCAUCCACCUACCGUGAUGGUUCAUCCACCUCCCACUCCACCUCACAACAAUCGCGUGUCCCCUGACCGUCAAGCAUUGACUCCACCGGUCAGACCCAGCAACAGAACCUUAGGCAAGUCAUCCACUGGGAAGGGCUCUAUUGUUCCCAACACAGUGACAAAACCAAAGAAGGCCAUCAAGCAGGACAAAAGUAAACAACCAGCCAAGAAGGCCCGUACAAGUGCAGGUGUUCAAUUUCAGGAACCAUCUCCUUCUCAAACCUUGGCGGCCCCGGCUGUUCAAGUAGACACGUCUCACAUGGAAAGGGACGACACCACUGCUGCGUCUCAAGAUGAGAGCCAAACCUCAUCUCUUACUGCGUCUACCCUGCGAGGUGGAGGGCCUCCAUUCUUCUCUCCUCCUCCUGGGAAGGCCCAGAGUGAUGGCGCCAGUAAAUCUUCUCGGUCCGCCCGCAGAGCUCCCCGCUCCGCGGAGGGGACAGGAGAGGCCCACGAUCGUCUGCAGCUAGGUCACGGCGUGCAGGCAGAAGAUCCCGUAUUAGUGGCCCGUCAAGUGGAGUCUCUCAUGCUUCACUUGAUGAAUAUUUACAAUGUCAACGGAUUACCAGAAAACGGCAACGACCCCAAGCAGCAACAGAUCAACUCCUGGCUGAAGGAAGAACGAGUGGGAAUUGCGUUGUUGGCAGAAGCCAAGACGUUCUGGCCUUCUAUCAACGAAGGUCGCGGUUGGAGUGACAGACUCCGCCAAGCUACGAUGAAGUCCGAGCGGAAAGGGUUUUACUCGUCGGUAGCUUACAAUCGGCAUCAGGACAGAUCUGCUGCCACCUCAGCGGUACAAUGGGGCGGGUGCAUCGCAACUGUUUUGAAUCAAGUGGCGCACAGGGCUAAGGAAGCUGGCAGAGACCUCACGGGUUUAGGAAGAUGGACCUAUGUUUGUCUCCAGGGAAGGAAGUUGAAAGCCCACGGGGGUAAUGUCCAGGACUCUUGGCUGAGGUAA